AUGUCUUUCACACUAGACAAGUGUGAGGAGAAUAUGGUGUUCACUUUUGAGUCUCAGAAGUCAGUGCCAGCACCCUUCUUGACAAAGACAUACCAACUUGUUGAUGACCCCAGAACUGACCACAUUGUGUCUUGGGGUGAAGAUGAAACUACAUUUGUUGUGUGGAGGCCACCAGAGUUUGCCAGAGAUCUUCUUCCCAACUAUUUCAAACAUAACAACUUCUCAAGCUUUGUUAGGCAACUCAACACCUAUGGUUUCAAGAAGGUAGUUGCCGAUAGGUGGGAAUUUGCAAAUGAGUACUUCAGAAAAGGAGCUAAGAACCUAUUAUGUGAAAUCCACAGGAGAAGAACCUCUCAGCAACAUAACCAACUCUACCAUGAUCAACCACCAUCACAGAUUCCUCAUCAAGAUGAAAGUUUCUGUUGGCUUGACACUCCAUUACCAUCUCCAAAACAAAGCACAGAUAUUCUUACUGCACUUUCUGAAGACAACCAAAGACUAAGGAGAAAGAACUUUAUGCUCUUAUCUGAACUCAGUCACAUGAAGAGUUUGUACAAUGACAUUAUAUAUUUCAUCCAAAACCAUGUAAAACCAGCAUCCUUUGAACAAAGAAGCAUCUGUGCUAUUCCAAAACUGGUGGAAUUGGAUUCAUUGCCUGAAUCACAAAAUGACAUUGGGUUACUCAGAACUGUCAAAAGUAGUAUUAUUGAUAAGUCUUUGAUAACUUCUGAGGAAUCAAACAAUUUUGUGAAGCUUUUUGGGGUCCCUCUAAGUGGCAAAAAGAGGUUGCACCCAGAUAGCAUUAAUUGA
Abrus precatorius (Indian licorice) is the source of this 810-nucleotide messenger RNA. Its product is annotated as heat stress transcription factor B-4-like. The record is from RefSeq and is a predicted model, not a curated record. Gene Ontology annotation, molecular function: DNA-binding transcription factor activity; RNA polymerase II cis-regulatory region sequence-specific DNA binding. Gene Ontology annotation, biological process: regulation of transcription by RNA polymerase II. The transcript is spliced from 2 exons. Lineage: Eukaryota; Viridiplantae; Streptophyta; Magnoliopsida; Fabales; Fabaceae. Gene Ontology annotation, cellular component: nucleus. Bases 1 to 810 code for a protein of 269 amino acids.